GGAUAUUAUUGCGUGCCCUGAACCACUACCGUGGAGAAAUCUUCGCAUAUCCAAUGUUUAUUCAAAAGGACAUGGCAGAGAGGGCAAAUGUUACCUUCUUUGCAAUGGAUGUUAUCUGCAGGUACUGGCCCUACCUAAGCAAGGUGGCUGAUAAUUUCACUGAUAUGCAGCCGUUGAUGGAAAUGAAGCCAUUUCUGAGUGUCAUGCAUGCCAAAGCGCACACAGCAAAAUGCGAGGUGAGAUGGGGUGGCAGGAAUCAGGAUGGAGCAGGGAACACUGUCGGAGAGGAAGUUGAGCAGGUAAACAGCUUCCUCUCCAGGGCAGCUCUUGUCACUAAAUACAUGACAAAGGCAGGGAGAGAAAAUAUGCUCACUCAACAGGCCAUGGGGUGGAACAAAAAAAAGACAGCAAACCUUCACAAGGUCUUGGCCAACAGAUACAUCAAGAUCUCAGAGAGGGCAAAGCUGGAAGCUGCCAGCUUCAGUGAUUUCCGCCAGAGGAAUGGCAUCACUGAACAAACAGCACAGCAGUGGGUGUGUGAUGUUCAGGAGUGGGCAAUCACAGAGCCAGGUAGCACAACACAACAGGGAGCAACAGAGGAUCUCAGGGCUGAGAUAGAAAGUAUCAUAGUGGCCCUGCUACGCAAGAAGCAGGACCUCUAUCGUCAGCAUGAUAGCAACCAGACCAGACAAAGAAAGAGAAGAAAAAUAAGAGAAUUAAAAAACAAACUAAGACAAAAGAUUGGACUCUACAAUACUAUUGCAGAGGAUACGAUUGAUGGGGAAUUGGCUUCCAAUUUGACAGAGGACUACAUCCUGCCUUGGGAGAGAAGUGAGGAUGGCCACUCCUUCAGAUUAAAACGGUCUGUUUUUGACCAAACAAUGCUAAUUAGACGGCUUGAGGAGGAGCAGAGCAUCCUUGUGAAGGAGAUGUCUCAGCACAUCACGUCUCUACGAAAGGAGUUAAAGGCAGUGGAUAAGCUUCAAGAGAACAUCAGAAUGGGCUAUUUUGGUGACAUGUCAGAGGAUGCUGCAUCUGGUUGGAAAAGUGUCCUCAUGCGGAGGUCCUCCAUACUGGGGAGUUUAUUCCAAAAUGCUGUGAGCACGUACAGUGCUAUAGUUGACGACCUCCAGAUACAGGACACAGAAUGCAGUACGGACACUGAUGACGAGUAUGACCUUAGUAGUCCAGAGUCAGAAGAUUAGGAAAGAGACCACUCUAUGUUUUGUUUUUAAAAUCUGUCAACUUUGUGUUUCAUUUUCCAUUUUCCUUUUUUUUUUUUUUUUUUUUAGCCCAAUCCCACUCAUAGGGUCUCAUUCAUGAAACGUUCGUAAAUAUACAAGUAAAUAUGUGAGUGAUUUGUGCAUAAAGAGACAUUGCAGAAAAUUCUUCUCCUGAUUCACAACUACUUUGAAAACGUCAGAUUACACAGAAGUGUGUGUGUGUUAAUGAAUUCCAAUAUGUUGUAAAUUGGACGUGCGUGCACGCUCAUUCUCUCAAUUACCAUAAAUCCUGCCGAUUAAAACCGACUGACAACUAUAUAUGGGCAUCAUAUUAUGACACCAAAGGAAGGAUUUCAAUGUCAUCUCAAAAGCGUUUUAUUAUCAGAAGUUUAUUCAAAACGCCACAUUUUAUUUUCAAGCGUACAUAGUGGUGUAUCGGGUCCUAAAAAAAAGGAUUUUUUGAGGUAAUAAUACUUUUACUUAAGUGCUUUAGGUAAAAAUGCUUGGCAGCACAUUACAGAUGUAGUUAAUGUAGUUUCAUCUGUUAAUCGAACAGUCCCAGAAGUUAAAAGAAAAUGGUUCUACAUGAAGCUUGGCUGCAACACUUGUGACUUGCAGACUAGU
Rhinichthys klamathensis goyatoka is the source of this 1847-nucleotide messenger RNA. RefSeq lists its product as uncharacterized. The record is from RefSeq and is a predicted model, not a curated record. Bases 54 to 1205 code for a protein of 383 amino acids. Lineage: Eukaryota; Metazoa; Chordata; Actinopteri; Cypriniformes; Leuciscidae. The transcript has 10 exons.